Messenger RNA from Brachypodium distachyon (stiff brome), 642 nucleotides. Its product is annotated as CCR4-NOT transcription complex subunit 8. Gene Ontology annotation, cellular component: CCR4-NOT core complex; P-body; CCR4-NOT complex. Gene Ontology annotation, molecular function: nucleic acid binding; poly(A)-specific ribonuclease activity. The record is from RefSeq and is a predicted model, not a curated record. NCBI's taxonomy places the organism in Eukaryota, Viridiplantae, Streptophyta, Magnoliopsida, Poales, Poaceae. The coding region runs from base 1 to 642 and encodes 213 amino acids. The transcript has a single exon.
AUGGAGAGCAGCUACCAGGCGGUCAUCGCCAGCGUGGACCGCGUGCGGUCCGCGCAGCUGGCCCUGGCCCUCCUCAACAUAGACGGCGAGCUAGCCCUAGGCGGCCGCAUCUGGCGGUUCCACUUCCACUCGGGCGCCGGCGCCGGCGCCGACCCGUACCGCGUGUGCCAGGCCCUGUAUUCCUGCAGCCGGGCCGCGGUGCCCCAAGGCACCUGGGUCACCAUGGACGGCGCCCGCGACCUGGCGUACGUGGUCAGGCACCUCAACGGCGGCGCCCUCCCGCCCGACCGCCAUAGGUUCCUGCACCUCUGCAACGUCUUCUUCCCGAACCUGUACGACCUCAAGGUGCUGGCGGAGUGGUCCACCGCCGAGGACAUGGAGCCGCCGCUCUUUGACGCCGGAGCCCCCUCCUCCUUGUUUGCUCGCUUCCUUGCUCUGGCCAGGAAGCGGCAGUUGGACCUCAUGGUAGGGUACAACGCCUUCCUGUCGGGCCUGGGCGCCGCCGACGAUCCCCGUUUAGUCACAUACAAGCGGUGGAGGGCGGAGCUCCUGGAGAGAAAAAGGAGGGUGAGGGAGAUGCUUCGCCAGAAUGGCCACGACGAGGCAUAUUUGCAAAAGACGCGUUGUUACCUACUUGUGUAA